This is a messenger RNA of Linum trigynum, 5108 nucleotides long. The record is from the annotation of a GenBank genome assembly. Lineage: Eukaryota; Viridiplantae; Streptophyta; Magnoliopsida; Malpighiales; Linaceae.
ACACACACAAAACGUAUAGCUGUGGUAAAAUCAUAUUACUAAUUAUUUACAUUUCAAACAAUAAUUGGCUGUCGGAUAUUAAUCUGAAAUAGCUAAGCUAGGAUAGGACCGACGGGUUCCCUCCUACAAGCUAGCUUGUACGUUGCAAAAAUAGACCAAACCGCUCGCCUAAUAACGUGCACAUAUAGGUAAUAAUCAUUUGGAAAUUAGCGAUUAAUAAUCACUAAUCAGUGUCAAUGUCAACUGAAGAAAAGCCAAAGCCAAAGGAGUGAAAGAUCGAAAAAGACCGCAACCAAACAAGACAGUGUUUUUGUCCUCAUUAGUGUGGUCUAAGUCCCCACUUAUUAUUAUACAAAACUCCCGCCAUAAUUUUCCCACCGGCGCGCGCAUUAGUUAAUAAACCACCCGCACACGCAUUCGUAUUUUUAUAUUCUGUAGUUGGUGUUAAUGGUGCGAGCGAGCUUGAAUUCACGAAUCCAGGGUUCCUUGUCGAAGAGACAACGGAGGUGGGUCUCAUGAGAAACAGUGACGGUGUCGGAUAUGUUUGGAUCUUUAGCCUUUUUUUUCUUCUUCCACCUUUUGUUAAUUUUCAACUCCGUUUGGAGUCGGCAAAGCGACCGAUGAAAUUUCUUGCAUCGCUGGGUUUCCGACCUUGAGGAUCAGCAAGUAACGUUUGUUAACAAAUUAUGCUAAAAAAAAAAAAGAAAACCAAAACAAAUACCUUUGCUUCUGUUACAUUCAAUCCCGCACGAUUUGCCGUUGUGGGCGACGGAGAGAGGGAACUGGGAAAGAGAUGGAUAGAAAAGAGAGAGCUGCCACCGUGGCCGUUGUCGCCGGAAAGAAAUAAGAGACAAGAUGAAAUCGACGGCGGCCGGGUUUCUAUUUUUGGCUUUUCGGUUGGUUGUGGCCAAGGUUGUCAAACCGGUUUAUGCCAGAGGGCCGGUUUAGCAAGUGGAAUGAUUCGACUGGUGGUACAUACCUGUUCAUACCGGUUAAUAUUACAAAUAAUUUACAAAUACUCAUAUUUAAACACGACAUUUAACGUAAAUACCUAAAUAUUUGUACUUGAAUCCAACAAAUAACAUCAACAUUUAACUUUUUAACGCAUAAAACAAAUAAUAAUUACUUUUUUUCAAAUAAUUCACUAAGAUAAUAUCAUUUACUUGGAAAUUCGUAUAUUGUCAUGCCGGUCAUACCGGUAGUGUCAUGCCGAUUUUAUGACCGGUAUAGGUUGAACCAGGUUCAACCAAUGGCACGCCGGACGGCGUGACUUAUAUUUUAUUUUUAUACGUUUAUUAUUCUGUAGUUAAUUAUGCACGGAUAGGUUGGAUGAAUGACAGUAGCUUAUUAGGUUAUUCACUACUUUAUAAUGAAAUUUCGAUUGCCUUGUUGAUAUGCCUAUGGCAGAAGAAGAAGAAGGAGAAAAUUGACUUUCCAAGAAUCUAUUUGGUUUUCUAUUUUUCUUCACAGGCUCGAAUCUUCAUUCCAUAACUGGAAUUUAAUAAAUUACGUACAAAUAAACCAUAUCAAUAGUAAUCUAUAAAAUGAUACUGUAAUCUACAAAUUGAUAUUGAUUCUGAUAGAUUUUGGGAUUAAGAAGUUACGAGCAUUUAUAAGUGAUCGUUGGAAAUGCACUACAAAUGUCGUAGGGGUUGCAUAUGAAGUGAGUACGAGGUUCUUAGUCCCCAUUGGGUCUUAUGGAUGGGACUAUAUUCAAACUCUUAAGGACUUCCCGACAUUAGAACAUGUAUUUUUAGUUUCAAAAUAUAUCAAAAUGAAUACCAUCCUGUAAAGCAUAUUAAUGUUGUGAGAUAAAAAUAGUUAAAAUAUGGUCCGUAGAAAAUGAAUGUAAGAGCGAGUUAUUGGACAAAAUUUUGCACUUGAGAUUGUUGAAUUCGAGUGUAUGAUGACUGAUGAGCAAUGUUCAAGAAGACGCUAGCCGCUAUCUAGGCGAGGAGGCACCGCCCAACGCCCAAGCCGAUUAAUCGUUGCCUAGGCGAGAUUAAACGUUGCAAAAAAAUACGAUAGAUAAGCCAUAUUCCACAAAAACCCAAGUUGUCAUAUCAGUAUUCAUCCAUUCAUAUUCACAUACAACCAUUUCCCACAAUCCCAAACAUUCCAAGUCGCCAACAAUGAGGAGGGAUCUCACUGCUGGUCGAUGAGGGGGAGCGGCUGGUCGAAUGAAAAUGGGAAAUAGAAUAGGGUUUGGGAUUUUCAAAAAAAAGUCUACACUUUCCCCCUUUAUUAGUUGUUAUGGGCGUCGCCCACCAGAGUGAAAACACGCCUCCGAGUGCCUAGAUGCCUAGAUCAAUCGCCCAAAGCUAAGCGGGGCGAUUUCGUCCUAUCCAGCUAUUAAUUUCGCCUAGGCACGAGAUUAAUCGCGUCUUCUUGAAGACUGCUGAUGAGUGUCCAUUACAUUGUUUAAAUUGAGUCCCACGAGGUUCAUCCACUUGCAUCAAGACCAAGUCAAUCAAAUCCAACAAGGGGUAAAUAUAAUAAGCAACUCCUUUUCCAUUCUCUAAUGAUCAAUACCAUGUCGUUUUAUUAAUUAGCAACAAUCAACUGUCCAUUGACAAAGUCAACUCAUUGACUAGGAGAAGAAGAAAACAAAUCACAAACUGUUCUCUCAAUUAAAUUUCAUUUAACUCGGAUCUUAUCCACUAAUGAAACUACCAUACUCCUAUGUCCUAUAUGUUAGACGCUCAGACUCUAAUUUUGUAGUUGAUCAUCCCAUAUUCCAUUCCUCUUAAUAUUAAUUCUAUAUGAAUAAACAAAAAAAGUAACAUUAAGUAAGUAUCAUUGAACAUAAAUUUGUUCGGAACGAGCAAGUUUCAGAAUUCAACUAAUAAUCAUGUAUGGAUUAGUCGAAAUUUCAGACUACAACAUCAUAUUACAAUCAAAUGGUGACGCCAAAUUUUUUUUUUCUUCAUUAAAGUCUGAUAAGCUACAUCUAUCCUAUAGUAAAAAUCAAGUGUACAUAGGUGUACUUUUUGAGUUUUUUUCUCUUUAUGUUGAAUAAAGAAAUUCGUUACUAUAAAAAAAAUAAAGAAAUUAGAAACAAAUAUAUGUCUAAGCAACAAUCAUCACCGCCCGGAUCCGUGGCGCAAUGGUAGCGCGUCUGACUCCAGAUCAGAAGGUUGCGUGUUCGAUUCACGUCGGGUUCAAAUUCCCCGAUCCGAGGAUCCAUUUUUUUUGCUCCGCAACCCGCUCAUCCAACGGCCAAUAUCGUCCCAAAACCAGAUCCACUCCUUUUCCAUGCUCCCCACCACAGCAUAACAUUUCCCUAAAACCCCUGGCGAACCAGAAAUAGCUUGAAGAAACCCUAACCAUUCCCAGUUCCUUCACAGAGCUCGCUCCCACUCUACUGAUCUCUCAAAUCAAUCAACAAUGGCGUUCUUCUCCCGCCUCCGUCUCCCGUCCCUCACCGCCGCGCACCGCAACUUCUCCACGAUUCUAUCAGCAGACUCCAAGACUCCACUCUCCGCGAAAGACAAAACCCGCGCCGCUCUCUCCCUCCUCAAAUCCGAGCAAAACCCGGAGAAAAUCCUCGAGAUCUGCCGCGCGGCCGCCCUGACUCCCGAUCUCCACCUCGACCGCAUCGCCUUCUCCGUCGCCGUCACCAAGCUCUCCGAUUCCAACCAGUUCUCCUACAUCAAGCAGCUCCUCGACGAGCUCCGCCGCGACCGCCCCGACCUCCGCACCGAGAAGUUCGCCGCUCAGGCUAUCGUCCUCUUCGGCCAGGCCAAUAUGGUCGACGAUGCGAUUGCCACUUUCAAGAAGCACCACGAUGACGCCGGCUCCGCCGCCGGCUCCGUGAAGACGCUGAACGCCUUGCUCUUCGCCUGCACCAUCGCGAAGAACUACGCCGAGGUAAAGCGGAUCUUCGUCGAUUUCCCUAAAAUCUACUCAAUCAGUCCGAAUCUCGACACUUACAACACUGUAAUUAAGUCGUUUACCGAGUCCGGGAAUUCGAGCUCGGUUUACUCGAUCCUGCAAGAGAUGAAGAGGAACAGAAUUUCUCCCAACGCCACUACUUUCUCCAAUCUGCUGGCUGGCUUCUACAAAGAAGAGAAGUUCGAAGAGGUAGCUAAAGUUUUGGAAAUGAUGAAGACAGAGUAUUCGAUCUCCCCUGGAACUGCUACUUACAAUGUUAGGAUUCAGAGCUUGUGUAAGCUGAAGAGAGCUCGGGAAGCAAUGGCUUUGCUCGAGAAGAUGUUAAAAGAAGGUCCCAAGCCGAAUUCCACUACCUUUUCCGAGUUGAUUCAUGGGUUUUGUAGCGCAGGGGAUUUGGAGGAAGCCACGAAGCUGUUUAAGAGCAUGGUGAGCAGGGGACACCCGCCUUGUGCAGAGUGCUACUUCACUUUGAUCUACUACUUGUGUGUGGGGAAGGAUUUUGAUGCUGCUUUGAGGUUCUCUAAAGAGAGUAUGGAGAAGAAAUGGGUGCCGAAUUUCUCGACUAUGAAGCUGUUGGUGAACGGGCUUGCGGGUGAAGGUAGAGUUGAAGAGGCAAAGGAGCUUGUAGGGCAAAUGAAGGAGAAGUUCUCCAAGAAUGCCCAUUUAUGGGAUGAAGUUUUAGCUGGCUUCCCGCAGUAAGGUAAACAUUUCUCUGGUUUUCCGUUAACAUUGAACAUGAGAGGUCAGAAUGGCAGAGAAUUUUUAUACGAAACUGGUAGCUCUUGACAGUUUAGGUCAAAACAAAAUAAUGCAAUUAGUUCGCUGCUCAUUGUGAUCUGAGUGCCUUAAUGGUUUUCGACUUCUCCAUUGUAAAUGUGGAUUAGACGAUAUGAACGAUGAACAUUGGUACUGCCUCUGUCGAUUAAUCGCUCCCACUUGUUUGUGCUUCUUUCUGGAAUGGUUAGCAAGAUGGUGGAAGUAGCCCUAAAGGUUCCUUCGUGAUCGUGAGGCUUCGCUGGUGAUCUCAAUGCAUUGUGAUAUUUUUUGCCAUAAACUGUUGUAAUCUAUUUAUGCAUUCGGUCCUCAUUUCUUAGCCAGAUGCUCAUGUCCUCUCUUUUGGCUUCAGCGUCACUUUGCAAUGAUAAUCCCAUUCGGUAUUUGCAUUUGCAAUCCCUGUAGUAUGAAGUUGUCACAAAUACACCACACUCCCUGCA